This is a messenger RNA of Glarea lozoyensis ATCC 20868, 1101 nucleotides long. RefSeq names its product NAD(P)-binding Rossmann-fold containing protein. The record is from RefSeq and is a predicted model, not a curated record. Lineage: Eukaryota; Fungi; Ascomycota; Leotiomycetes; Helotiales; Helotiaceae. Gene Ontology annotation, molecular function: oxidoreductase activity. The transcript has 3 exons. Bases 1 to 1101 code for a protein of 366 amino acids.
AUGACAACCAAAACCCUCACCAUCCAAAAAGUAGACGGCAAACCCGGUCAAGUCUACUACCCGUCCUCUCAAACUCAACACCAUCCCCACCCCCAACCCCAACCCGGCGAACUCCAAAUCCGCAUCCUCUCCGCCGCCCUCAACCACCGCGACUUCUUCCUCCGCCAACACCUCUACCCCUCCCCCUCCUUCACCACGCCCCUCCUCGCCGACGGUACCGGUCUCGUCGUCGCCCUCGGCCCCAACACCUCCCAGUCCUGGCUCGGGAAACGCGUGCUCCUCACACCAGGCCGCGGUUGGGAUGCCUCGCCGUCAGGCCCGGAGGAACGGUAUGCCAUCCUAGGCGGCACGAGUACGUAUUCCGUUGGCACGGCGCAGGAAGUCGUGUGUAUCUCCCAAGACGAAGUUGAACUUGCGCCUGAGCAUUUGAGCGCGCAUGAGGCGGCUGCGUUGCCGCUCGUUGGACUUACGGGAUGGAGGGCGCUGGUGAGUAAGAGUGGGAAUGCGGAGGCGGGGCGGAAUGUGCUUGUUACGGGAAUAGGCGGCGGGGUCGCGUUGGCUGUGUUGCAGUUUGCGGUUGCGUUGGGAAUGAAUGUGUGGGUUAGUAGUGGGUCUAAGGAGAAGAUUGAGAAAGCGAGGGGCAUGGGUGCGAAAGGGGGUGUGUGUUAUAAAGAUGAGGGGUGGGAGAAGGAGUUGAAGGGGUUGUUGCCGAAGGAGAGGGGGUGGUUCGAUUGUAUUGUUGAUGGGGCGGGGGGGAAUGUCGUUUCUAAAGCUGUUAAGCUUUUAAAGCCCGGCGGCGUCAUCGUCCAAUACGGCAUGACCGUCUCCCCCAAAAUGGACUGGUCCAUGGCCGCCGUCCUCAACAACAUCGAGCUCCGCGGCACGACCAUGGGUUCGCGACAGGAAUUCCGCGAUAUGGUCGCCUUCGUGAGGGAGAAGCAGAUUACGCCUGUGGUAUCGAGGGUUGUGAAGGGUGGAUUGGAGAAUAUCGAAGCCAUUGAUGGAUUGUUUGAGGAUAUUAGGAAGGGUAGCCAGUUUGGGAAGUUGGUUAUUGAGGUUUCGGCUGAUGAGGGGGCGGGGACGGGGGGGAGUAAAUUGUAG